GGCAAUUCCAUCUACUUCUCCGAACAAAGGAACAAGCCACGCAGUCGAACGCCGGCGGGCGGAUUAUCAUCCGAGCGUAUGGGGCGAUUACUUCCUCGUAUAUGCUUCUCCCACCAGCUCCAUGCGGCUAACAUAUAUGCAGGAGUUCAAAUACCUUGGAAGAGUGGAGGAACAAAUUGAGGGAUUGAAACGAGAGGUGAGGAAGAUGGUGACUGAUGUUGUGGAAAAGCCCUCGCAAAUGCUGCACUUGAUCGACCAAAUCCAACGCUUGGGAAUUUACUACCAUUUCGAAUGUGAAAUAGACAAGCAAUUAGGACAAAUCCAUAAAAGUUACUCUCAACUUGUGCAUGGAGUUUUUAAGGCCGACGACCUUCACAUGAUCGCUCUCAUCUUUCGAUUGCUGCGACAGCAAGGUUACAAUAUUUCAUCAGAUGUUUUUAACAAAUUCAAGGACGGCGAAGGGAAGUUUAAGGAAACCCUCGUCGCCAAUGCGCGCGGACUACUAAGCCUAUAUGAAGCUUGCCAUUUAAGGUGCCAUGGCGAUGCUAUCUUGGAAGAAGUGCUUCAUUUCGCUAUGACUCACCUCGAAUCGAUUGACGAAAGGAAAGUAAGCAAUAGUCUCGCGAAACAAGUGAAGCACGCCCUAAAGCAGCCGCUUCACAUGGGAUUGCCGAGGCUUGAGGCAAGGUAUUAUAUUCCACUCUACCGAGAAGAGCCUUCUCACAACGAAGUCUUGCUCGCCUUGGCUGAACUAGAUUUCAACUUGCUGCAAGAGCAACACCGGAAGGAACUCGGCAAGAUCACAAGGUGGUGGAAGGACAUAGAUGUUGCGAGGAAGUUCCCGUUUGCCGGGGACGGGAUUGUGGAGCUGUUCUUCCGGACAUCGGGAGCAUACUUUGAGCCGGAGUUUGCCAUGGCCAGGGAGAUACUAAUCAAAGUGGCCGCCCUUCUUUCCAUUCUCGACGAUAUCUACGACGUCUAUGGCACGUUGGAAGAACUCGUAAUCCUCACCGAAGCAAUCCAGAAGUGGGAUGUCGAUGCCAUGGAUGGACUACCAGAGUAUAUGCAAGCUUGGUACGAGGUGCUUCUCGAUGUCUUUCAUGAAGUAGAGAAUGAAGUGGCCUCGAAGGGAAGACUGUACCGCCUCGUCCAUGCAAAAGAAGCCGUGAGCAUCAUCGGCGCACCUUGCAUUCAUCGAACACGAGUUUUUACAUAGAAACCCUAACCUUCUUGUUUUAUACAUAAUUUCUCGGAUGAAGAAGCAAGCAAGAGUGUACUUUCAUGAAACCAAAUGGUUCCACACCAACUACACGCCAACGCUGGAGGAGUACAUGCCCCUUGCGCUUUUAACGAGC
Molecule: messenger RNA, 1355 nt
Organism: Rhodamnia argentea
Lineage: Eukaryota; Viridiplantae; Streptophyta; Magnoliopsida; Myrtales; Myrtaceae
Product: (-)-germacrene D synthase-like
Exons: 5
Coding region: 122-1216 (364 amino acids)
Molecular function (GO): magnesium ion binding; terpene synthase activity
Source: RefSeq, a predicted model, not a curated record